AUGUUGUCGGCUGAUUCAAAAGCUUCGAAUAUUGAAGUUAAAUAUACUCAAAUCUUUAUCAACAAUGAAUGGCAUAAAGCAACAAAUGGAAAAACAUUUUCUGUCAUCAAUCCAAGUACAGGAGAAGAAAUCUGUCAAGUAGAAGAAGGCACUAGAGCUGAUGUUAAUAAAGCAGUUGAAGCUGCUCGAAAAGCUUUCGAUAUUGAAUCACCAUGGCGUAAAUUAGAUCCUGUUGCACGUGCUAAUUUGAUGAGAAAAUUCGCUUCUUUACUUCGAAGAGAUAUUGAUUAUUUAUCAAAAUUGGAAACACUUAACAAUGGUAAACUAGUAGAACAGACUAAAGGCGAAAUAUUUUUCUCAGCUAAUUGUAUUGAUUAUUAUGCUGGAUGGGUUGAUAAAAUUGUUGGUGAAACUAUUCCUGGACCGAAUGAUCAGUUUAUAUAUACUCGACAUGAACCAAUUGGUGUUUGUGGACAAAUUAUUCCAUGGUGA
Rotaria sordida is the source of this 492-nucleotide messenger RNA. NCBI's taxonomy places the organism in Eukaryota, Metazoa, Rotifera, Eurotatoria, Philodinida, Philodinidae. The record is from the annotation of a GenBank genome assembly.